Molecule: messenger RNA, 8162 nt
Organism: Oncorhynchus mykiss (rainbow trout)
Lineage: Eukaryota; Metazoa; Chordata; Actinopteri; Salmoniformes; Salmonidae
Source: RefSeq, a predicted model, not a curated record
AUUUAAAGCUUUCUCAUGCUUCCAGGUGCAGUGGUGGAGUCCAUCUCAGCUGCUGUAGCCGAUGGGCUGAAUGGGAACGUGGUGCCCCCAUCAUCCCCUCCUAAGGCCCAAGGGUUUGGAAUACUCAAGAAACUAACCUUUUCUGUAGAGUUAGUGGUGACUAUUAGCCUCCUUCUCUCCUGGAUUACUGCAGGCUUCAUGAUGUUUGAUGUUGUAGAAUAUAAAGGGGUCACUGACAUUCAAGACGUAGUUUUGGAUCCCAUGAAAGCUGUUAAUGAUGCUGUAGAGGGAAUGUCCAACAUGUUCUAUGAGGCUCAAGAAUGUGCAUUUGCUCCUCAUUUGAGUCUGGACCACAUGAAUGCUGUCAAAGAUGUAAAAGACUUAUUUAUGGACUUCCUCUCUGAUGAUGACGGUAUAAGGAUGCCCAAUGGAAACUUUUACCUGAGCUACGUUGACCCGGUGAUUAUUGGCAGGGGUGUGUUCAAUGUCACCAAUAACUCUAUAUGUGGAGUCGUGGGUUACAUACAAGGCACACUCUGUGUUCUAUUGGAUGCCAUAUUGGAUAUCUUACAGGCCCUUAUCCAUGCACUGAACAUCAAUGCAGAAGACAUAGUGCAUGUUAUCAAGGACUGUACAAGUUCUACUGGAACCUACAUUUGGGACCUGCUGCCAGGUAUCCCUCAAGAAGUGAACAUCGAUCCCAUACUGGUUCUCAGAAGAAUGUUUGGGAUUGUCAUUGAGCAGAAGAACAUGCUUGUGGACUAUGUCUCCAACUUGCUAAUAGGCGAUCAAGGGGUCAUUCCUGAGAUGAACUUUGACCCUAUGAAAGUGGUCACAGAUGCAGUGCUUGAGAUUGCAGAUGGGAAAAACAUGUUCAUGGAUUAUCUGUCCAACAUGCUUAUGGAUGAUAAAGAUGAACCUAGUACUAUACCAGCAUCUGUGAUGCAUGUGAUAAGGAAGAAAGGACAGUUUUUGCCACCCCUGGAAAAAGUUGCAGAAUUGAUAGGCACUACAAAGGACGGCGACCCUGCACCUGAAAUACGCGUCACUCCAGUUGUGGCGGAGAAGGAUGAUGCUGUCAAAGAGGCUGAAGAAGAGCAAGGAGACAAGGACAGUACUGAUGACAGUUCAGAGGGGGUGAAGAAAUACACCACCCCAAAAAAGUUGUGGAUCCAAAAACAGAUGCUUAGAGUCAUGGGAUCUAAGGCCCACCUAAGAGCUGGAGAGGUUAUGGAUAUGGAUGAAGACCAACAAGAUGGAGAUGUUGAAGAACUUGACCAUGAACAAACGAUGGAUGGUGAGGUAAUCAAUGUUGAUGGCCGCGAGGAGGAGGGGAAAGAAAAGAAGAUGGAGAAAGAGAAGGUUCAUCACUUAGAAGUAGAUGAAGAGGGUGAUACCCAUGACGUCAAAGAUCAAGAUGUUGAAGAUGGAGAAGACAUUGACAGUGAAGACAGUUCAGUUGGAGCCAAGACAUACACCACCAAAAUAAAUGUGCCGAUCCAAAACCAGUUGUUUCGAGAAGUGGGAUCUAAUGCCAGUAUUGAACUCGGUGAUGAAGAUCAUGAAGAUUAUGUAAAAGAUGAGGAAGAAAGAGAGGAGUUGAAACAGUCAAUUGAUGAAUAUGAAUAUAUUGAUGUCAGUGGAGCUGAAAAGCUUGAUGUUCUUGAUGUAGUGGCUGACAUUGCAGAAAUGGCCCAACUUCCUGAUACUGAUGGAGAUUACUCUGAAAUCAUUGAUGAUGACGAUGAUGAUGAUGAUGAUGAUGAAAACAACAACAACAGUGAGAGCAAGAAAGCUGGUGUCAAAAGGAAGAUAAAUGUUCCAAUUCCCUUUAAGAUGUUUAAAAGACUGGGAUCGAAGGCCCACCUUAAAGAUGUUGGGGAGCACGAGGAUAAAGAUGACCAAGACAAAGACAUUCAACGUGCCAGAGUUCUCAGACAAUCCAAGGAGAGGCAAGCAAGAGAAGAAGUAGUAGAAGAGGUAGAAGUGGUCCUUAAAGCGAUGAGGGAUGCACAAUCCAUGAAAGAGGUAGAAAAUAAGAAAUUGGAGGUCAAGACGGAAAAGAAAGAGGAGCAGGCCGAGGAGAAAGCAAAGCCUGAGGCAAUGCCCAGUGUGAAGAAAGCAGAGAAGACAGGACCCAAAGAAGAGCCAAAAAAGAAGACUGCCAGAGAGGAGAAAGAGAUGAAAAAGGAGACAAAACAUUUGGAGAAGAAAGUCAUCCAUGACUUUUUCAACAAGAAAGUUGUGGUGGAACCCAAAAAGAAGGUGGACAAAAAGGUGAAGGAGACCAAGAAGGAUGUUCAGUCAACUCUUUGGAAAUCUGAACCCUCCAUGGCUUUGCAAAAAUACGAUGAAUCCAAGAACCCUGUCAAGGUGGUGAAGACAGAGUCCACCAUGAAAAAAGAACAUAUUGAUGUUAAUAAAGAAGGCAAAAAGAAACCUGUCAAAGAGGUUAAGGAAGAAAAGACAGCUAAGCUACCAGACAUAAAAGUAAAGGUAAAAAAAACAGAACUUGAGGUUCUAAAGGAGGAGGCUAAGCUGGUGAAUGUUAAGAAAGAAGCUGAAGUUCCCAAAGAAAAAACCAAAGCAGCUACAUCAAAGAAAGAUACUGGAGCAAAAGAAGAGGCCAAACUAACUCCAGCAAAGAAAGAUGCUGCAGCUAAAGAAAAGGUGAAAACAUCCCCUGCAAAGAAAGAUGCUGCAGUUAUUAAAGAAAAGGUGAAAUCAGCCCCUGCAAAGAAAGUUUUAGAAGCUGAAAUUCACAAAGAAAACGCCAAAGCAGCUUCAUCAAAGAAAGAGUCCAAGGAAACUAAGGAACAAGCCAAACCAGAGCCUUCAAAAGAAGAGAGUGAAGUUCCCAAAGAACAGACCAAAGCAGCUACAUCAAAGAAAGAUGCUGAAGCAAAAGAAAAGGCCAAAUUAGCUCCAGAAAAGAAAGGACUGUUGUACGUGAACUUAGAAGCUGAAGUUUCCAAAGAAAAAGCCAAAGUAACUCCUUCAAAUGAAGAUGCUGCAGUUAUUAAAGAAAAGGUCAAAUCAGCCCCUGCAAAGAAAGAUGCUGCAGUUAUUAAAGAAAAGGUGAAAUCAGCCCCUGCAAAGAAAGUUUUAGAAGCUGAAAUUCACAAAGAAAACGCCAAAGCAGCUUCAUCAAAGAAAGAGUCCAAGGAAACUAAGGAACAAGCCAAACCAGAGCCUUCAAAAGAAGAGAGUGAAGUUCCCAAAGAACAGACCAAAGCAGCUACAUCAAAGAAAGAUGCUGAAGCAAAAGAAAAGGCCAAAUUAGCUCCAGAAAAGAAAGGACUGUUGUACGUGAACUUAGAAGCUGAAGUUUCCAAAGAAAAAGCCAAAGUAACUCCUUCAAAUGAAGAUGCUGCAGUUAUUAAAGAAAAGGUCAAAUCAGCCCCUGCAAAGAAAGAUGCUGCAGUUAUUAAAGAAAAGGUGAAAUCAGCCCCUGCAAAGAAAGUUUUAGAAGCUGAAAUUCACAAAGAAAACGCCAAAGCAGCUUCAUCAAAGAAAGAGUCCAAGGAAACUAAGGAACAAGCCAAACCAGAGCCUUCAAAAGAAGAGAGUGAAGUUCCCAAAGAACAGACCAAAGCAGCUACAUCAAAGAAAGAUGCUGAAGCAAAAGAAAAGGCCAAAUUAGCUCCAGAAAAGAAAGGACUGUUGUACGUGAACUUAGAAGCUGAAGUUUCCAAAGAAAAAGCCAAAGUAACUCCUUCAAAUGAAGAUGCUGCAGUUAUUAAAGAAAAGGUCAAAUCAGCCCCUGCAAAGAAAGAUGCUGCAGUUAUUAAAGAAAAGGUGAAAUCAGCCCCUGCAAAGAAAGUUUUAGAAGCUGAAAUUCACAAAGAAAACGCCAAAGCAGCUUCAUCAAAGAAAGAGUCCAAGGAAACUAAGGAACAAGCCAAACCAGAGCCUUCAAAAGAAGAGAGUGAAGUUCCCAAAGAACAGACCAAAGCAGCUACAUCAAAGAAAGAUGCUGAAGCAAAAGAAAAGGCCAAAUUAGCUCCAGAAAAGAAAGGACUGUUGUACGUGAACUUAGAAGCUGAAGUUUCCAAAGAAAAAGCCAAAGUAACUCCUUCAAAUGAAGAUGCUGCAGUUAUUAAAGAAAAGGUCAAAUCAGCCCCUGCAAAGAAAGAUGCUGCAGUUAUUAAAGAAAAGGUGAAAUCAGCCCCUGCAAAGAAAGUUUUAGAAGCUGAAAUUCACAAAGAAAACGCCAAAGCAGCUUCAUCAAAGAAAGAGUCCAAGGAAACUAAGGAACAAGCCAAACCAGAGCCUUCAAAAGAAGAGAGUGAAGUUCCCAAAGAACAGACCAAAGCAGCUACAUCAAAGAAAGAUCCUGAAGCAAAAGAAAAGGCCAAAUUAGCUCCAGAAAAGAAAGGACUGUUGUACGUGAACUUAGAAGCUGAAGUUUCCAAAGAAAAAGCCAAAGUAACUCCUUCAAAUGAAGAUGCUGCAGUUAUUAAAGAAAAGGUCAAAUCAGCCCCUGCAAAGAAAGAUGCUGCAGUUAUUAAAGAAAAGGUGAAAUCAGCCCCUGCAAAGAAAGUUUUAGAAGCUGAAAUUCACAAAGAAAACGCCAAAGCAGCUUCAUCAAAGAAAGAGUCCAAGGAAACUAAGGAACAAGCCAAACCAGAGCCUUCAAAAGAAGAGAGUGAAGUUCCCAAAGAACAGACCAAAGCAGCUACAUCAAAGAAAGAUGCUGAAGCAAAAGAAAAGGCCAAAUUAGCUCCAGAAAAGAAAGGACUGUUGUACGUGAACUUAGAAGCUGAAGUUUCCAAAGAAAAAGCCAAAGUAACUCCUUCAAAUGAAGAUGCUGCAGUUAUUAAAGAAAAGGUCAAAUCAGCCCCUGCAAAGAAAGAUGCUGCAGUUAUUAAAGAAAAGGUGAAAUCAGCCCCUGCAAAGAAAGUUUUAGAAGCUGAAAUUCACAAAGAAAACGCCAAAGCAGCUUCAUCAAAGAAAGAGUCCAAGGAAACUAAGGAACAAGCCAAACCAGAGCCUUCAAAAGAAGACAGUGAAGUUCCCAAAGAACAGACCAAAGCAGCUACGUCAAAGAAAGAUGCUGAAGCAAAAGAAAAGGCCAAAUUAGCUCCAGAAAAGAAAGGACUGAUGUACGUGAACUUAGAAGCUGAAGUUUCCAAAGAAAAAGCCAAAGUAACUCCUUCAAAUGAAGAUGCUGCAGUUAUUAAAGAAAAGGUCAAAUCAGCCUCUGCAAAGAAAGAUGCUGAUGUUGUUAAAGAAAAGACUAGACCAGUUCCUGCAAAGAAAGUGAAAACUGUAAAAGACAAGGCAAAACCAGCACUAGCUAAGAAAGAGGCUGAAGUUGGCAAAGAAAAGUCUAAACCAACACCUGCAAAGAAAGAACUUGUUGCGCCACUGGGGAAAGCACGACCAAACAUUGGAAUCAAAGAACCUGAAGUGAUUCGCAGAAAUCACAGUCACAUAAAUGCUUCUCUUACAAAGGAGAGAGUUAAAGUUGUACUUGUAAAGAAAGAACCUGCUCUGAAAGAGAAGGCCAUGCCAGCCCCUGCAAAGAAAGAACGUGAGGCUCCCAACCAGAAGGACAAACCAGUAUCUCAAAAGAAAGUGCCUGAGGCUCCCAAAGAAAAGGCCAAGCCAGCAGAUCCUACAAAAAAACCUGAGGGUGUGAAAGAGAUGGACAAACCAGACCCUGUUAAGAAAGAACCUGAAGCUACAAAAAAGAAGGCUAAGCCAGCAACUGUAACGAAAGAGCCUGAUGCGCCAAAGGAGAAUGCCAGACCUGUGAAAAAAGAGAAGUCUGCUGAGAAGAAGCCUGCCAAAGAAGAGAAAGCAAAGGCAGAGCCUGUUAUAACAGACCCCUUCGCCACAGAAGAUGAGAUGCCCUACUUCCAGUGCUUUUUUGUGGAUGAAGAUGAGGCCCAGUAUCCCUUCUACCCUUUCUCACCUCUCCAGUGAAGAGCACAGUAUAGAAAGCAAUGGGACGAGAUGGGCGACACCUUUAGUGUGGAGUUCAUAAUAAAACCAAGCCAUGGAAUCCACUACUGCUAUGUUGCAGCCUAGCGUCCUGAGCUGGUCUUCAACAGAAACCUAGGACAGCAAAGCACUUUGAGUGAAUUCGUUGAGCUCUUAUGGGUAGCCAACAUCAUUCCUGUCCAAAUGUGUUCGUGUUAUAUUUUGUUUUUGAUAGCUGAUAUGGCAUGAGUUGAUCUAUAUCAGGACAUAAGUAUUUUGAAUGAAACAAUGCAUACUGUGUUUACAUCUGCAGGUUAGCCUUUUUUAGGGCCAUGCUAAUUUGCUUGAUUCAAUUCCCGCUUUGAUAGUUGUCAGUUUUCUCAAUUGAAUGGUAUAUUUAAACAAAUUGGAACACAGAUUGUACCGUUGGCUUUCAUACUUCUCAGUGCAGCGCAAGCAAUUUCUCUGUCUGUCAUCACAUUCAGUUGAAUUGGAGCUGCAUAUGGAAGCCGAGCAGUGUUGUUCUAGAUUUUGGGCGAAGAGCUUGGUUGGGCUGGACUACAGACUGCUGCUCUGUUGCUGUGGACUCUGAAUUACGCUUUAUUUACAUGAACAUGGGCUCUAUAUCAUUGCUCUCAUACUAAGACAUCAAUGGGUCGUUCCAUCUAAAAAAAAUCACAAGAAAGAGGCUUUCGACACCCACCUUCUCAGAUUGUACUGAAAUAGUUUCUGUUAGAGAACAGAUAAGAUUAGUGUUCCUGCAACAAUAUUAUGUUGAAAUAUAAUUUGAUAUCUGAGAAAUUAAGCUAAUUGAUUCCACCCAAAUUGGCCAUUACAUUCAAUAAAUGUAGACACUAACCUCCAGGAUUGCUUUUCUUAAGGAAUUCCUCCCCCACAUGUUAAAGGGACAGUUCACCUAAAUUACGUAAUUACAUUUGGUUUCCUUACUUGUUAGCAGUCUUUGAAGAAAUAAAUUAAACAGCCCAUGUGUUGGUUUUGUUGUCCACUGACUCAAAUGCAAACUGUUUUGCAUUUGUGACACAACUCUAAUUUAAGUCAAUGGUACCUGUAUUAGCAUUUUCAUGCUUCAUGUCCAAAUCAUUCUGAAGUAUUUAAAGCUGUUAUGUUACUGACAGAUGAUUUAGAUAUGAAGCUUGGAAAUGCUUAGGUACCAUUGACUUGCAUUGGAUUUGUGCCACAAAUGCUAAAAAGUUAGCAUUUCAAACACCGGCCAGAUUAACAAAACCAAAACAUGGGUUGCUGUCAUAACUUGUCCCUAAACUGCUUACAGGGUAAGGAAACAAUAUGUCAUUUGGGUGAACAAUCCCUUUAACACUGAGUGGGAUUCUGAAAAAAAUAACUACAAGUAGGAACAGCACCAUCUAGUGGUCAGAACAUUGUAAUAUCAAGAUGUAGGAUGGGGCAUUAACCUAACUUAAAUUAUUAAUUUCUCUGAACAGGAAGAAAAAAACAUCACCAAAUUCACUGAGAAUACAUUACAUAGGAUGAAGAAAUAACACUCUGAGUCACAGCUCCAUACUAUUCGUCAAACAUAGAGAACUAAUACUGUAUUCUCUUUUUUAGGGUGGGAUUGGCGUGGGGUGUGUAGUGUCCAUGGGUGGCUUUUGAUAGUUUCUUUCGAUUCUUCAUGUCUUACUCCUUGUUAGAAAAAGGUUUGGUCCAAAUCCGAUGUUAGGUACUAUAUUUAUUGAAUAUUAUAUGGUUCAUAUAAUAUACAAUAAUUAUACUACCUAACAUCGGAGUGAGACAUGAGGAAUCAAUAAAUUUAAAUGGGCAAUUUGUGUGCAAUCAAUUAGUGUAAGUACUCAGAGAUUAAAUUAUAUUUCAACAAAAUAAUAUUGUAGAAAUGCUAAUCUUAUCUGUUUCUAAGUACAGAAAUGAAAUUAUUUCAGAUCAAUCUGCGAUGGUGUGUGUCAUGGCUUGCUGAAAUGACAUACAACAACCUCAGUGGAUUUUUACCUUACUUUGUGAGACGUUUUUGUUUUUAAUGUUGCAUUUCUUGCCCUUCUGUUCACAAUGGUAACUCACAAUGAGAUAGUACUUCCAUUGUAGCUGAAUAUGUUUCCUCAUUGAUUUUCAGGCUACAUUGCUUUCUUCCAUUUUCUUCUAUUCCUCUUCAUCAGUCUGCGUUUGUUAACUUUGAGGUAGCAUAAAGCUUUUCAUCAAAUUCGCAGGGACCUCAUACUCACAUUAAAAAAAAUUAUGUUGGUGCC